This is a messenger RNA of Erpetoichthys calabaricus (reedfish), 1575 nucleotides long. Its product is annotated as tigger transposable element-derived protein 1-like. Gene Ontology annotation, cellular component: nucleus. Lineage: Eukaryota; Metazoa; Chordata; Cladistia; Polypteriformes; Polypteridae. The record is from RefSeq and is a predicted model, not a curated record. The coding region runs from base 1 to 1575 and encodes 524 amino acids. The transcript has 3 exons. Gene Ontology annotation, molecular function: DNA binding.
AUGGCUCCCAAACGUGCUCCUUCUUCCAAGGCUGGUGCUGAGCCUAAACGACAACGAAGAAUGAUGAUGAUCGCUGAGAAGGUGAAACUUCUGGAUAUGUUGAAGGAAGGGAGAACGUUCGCGGCUGUGGCCCGCCAAUAUGGCAUGAACGAAUCCACCGUUCGCUACAUCAAGAAGGAAAAGGCGAACAUUAGGAAGACGGCUACCAUCACCUUUUGCAAGUCGGCGAAGAGAGUGGUUACGGCUCGUAAUAAAACGAUCGUCCGUAUGGAAUCUGCUUUGGCCGAACCAGAGGACGACAGUGGCGACUGCGAAGAAGAUGAAGUAGAUGUAGAAGAUCCGCAACCAGGGACGUCCAGUGAUUCACCACGUAAGAAAUGGCAAUUUUCUGCUAGCAAAGGGUGGUUUGCAAAGUUUCAGAAACGCUACGGCCUAAAAAGCGUUUCCCUGCAAGGCGAGGCUGCUUCGGCUGACACGAUCGCUGCUGAAACUUACGUGAAUGAAACUUUCAAGAAGAUUAUCUCUGAAGGUGGAUAUCGGCCCGAAAAAGUUUUUAAUAUGAACGAGACGGGCUUGUUUUGGAAAAGAAUGCCGUCGCGAACUUUCCUGUUCAAAGAGGAAGCAAAAGCCUCUGGCUUUAAAGCAUACAAGGAUCGUGUGACCCUCGUGGUGUGUGGCAAUGCUGCGGGAUUUUUGUUAAAGCCAGGGUUUAUUUACAAGUCUAAAAACCCAAGGACUUUAAAAAACAAAAACAAGAAUCUGCUUCCCGUACAUUGGAUGUACAAUCCAAAAGCCUGGAUAACGAAGAUGCUGACCUCCGACUGGUUCCACCAGUGUUUUAUCCCACAAGUGAAGGUGUAUCUAGCAGAGAAGGGCAUGCCAUUCAAAGUCCUUCUCAUUAUGGAUAACGCUGGUGGUCACGCUGCUGAUCUGUCGUAUUCGGGGGUACAGAUGGAGUUCCUGCCACCCAAUACGACGUCACUAAUUCAGCCAAUGGAUCAGGGGGUUAUCAGGGCGUUCAAGACCCUAUACACGAGGAAUUCCUUAGCGAACCUGGUUUCUUCCGUGGAUGCCGCCCAAGAAGACGACGAUUUCAACUUGAAGGCAUACUGGCGGCAGUACACAAUUGCUACAUGCCUCCAAAAUAUCCAGAAGGCAUUACAAGAGAUGAAGCCUGCCACCAUUAACGCCAGCUGGAAGAAGUUGUGGCCCGAGGUUGUUUACGAUGACAAAGGAUUUACACUUGCCGAAAUCCAACACUCGGCAGUACAGAAAGCUGUGCAGUUGGCUGCGAUUCUUGGAGGUGAGGGCUUUGCAGACAUGACUACAGAUGACGUCAACGAGCUACUAGACUGCCACUCCCAGCCGCUAACCGACGAAGACCUCGAAGAGUUGAUGAAGUCGGCGAGUGAAGAAGAAGAAGAAGAAGAGCAACAAGAAACAGAAGAAGUUGUCUCCCCAACUGGCUUGACUUUGGAACGGCUCGCCGAGAUCUGCAGACUGGCUAAGGAUCUGCAAGAGCAGUCACAGGAAUGGGACGAUGAUAUGGUUCGAUCGCCAAGACUCGGCCAAUGA